AUGAUCGGCUCUGCUCCUGAUUCGGCCCGCCGGAAGCCGAGUCACGGCAGUGCCAAUGAUGAGAUGCGGGAUGAUGACACUGUGGUAAAGAACACGAAGACGUCCGCUGAUGCCUUCACAGAGAAGAGGAAGAAAAAGGAGCAUUUGUGCAGUGCCAACCAUGGGAAGGAUAGGGACAUACGGAAUGGGGACCAAAGGAUAAAGAAGAGCAGGGUGCCUGCCACAUUAUGUGAGAAGGGGAGGGAAAAGGAUGACCUGAACAAAACAAAAGGCAAGAAGAUGAUGGGUGUUGACCUGGACAAGAAAAGGACGAUUAUAUCGAAUGACUACAAUAAGAUAAAGGGUAAGAAAAAGGUCAACACUGCAUCCCUUGAGAAGGAGAGGAAGAAAAAACUUCCCAAUGCCAGCACUGGGAAGAAUACGCAAAGGGAUGAUGGCGAGGAAGGGAGGAUUAUGAGUAACUCUGAUAAGAAGAAAAUGAGGACGACUGAGAGCAUGGAGAUUAAGAUGAGACAUGACCGACAGAAUGGGAGAAAUGUGCCACUUGAUGUAUCCAACGAGAAGAUGGAUAUAUCAAGUCACUCUAACUAUAAAAUAGGGAAGAGGAAAUUACCACACACACAAUUGAAGAGAAAAAAGAAGAUGCAGUGCAAUGAUAGUGAUAAGAAGAUUCACGGUGCCAAGAUGAAGGAAAUGAAAAUAUUUAGCUGCGGCAAGGAAAAGGUUAAUCAGGCUUCAUUCGCAUUUUUUAAAGUCAUGUGCAACAAUUUCGAGAAAUUUAUGGUGAUACCACUAACUGUUGCACCCAGAUUGGAGUAUUUGACUAAUCAUCUUGUAUUUCUUAAAGAUUCAGAAGGAAAAUGUUCAGUGGUCAUGGUAUCGAAGGUCGCUGGUUCCCUUGCUUUUGAUCAGGGAUGGGAUAUUUUUGUUUCAAACCAUUUGAUUAAAUGGGGUGAGUUUCUGUUGUUUGAGUAUAUUGCUGAGAGUACAUUUUCUGUGCGGGUUUUUGGUACAGACUCUAGUGAAAGACUCUACUUCAAUGCUGAGAGCACAACUAAAGGUGAAAGAAAGAAACAGACAUGGAGUAAUAUGUCACCUGAUGAUUUGGUCUUGAACAAUGGUAGUUCAGAAAACAUAGAUAAUGGAAACUAUGUUUCUGGCGAAAAUCCCAGGACCAAAGUGCCUCAAACUGGUCAUGUGACUUACAAUACAAAAAAAUACCCUAAACCAGUUGAACAUGUGGUUGGAUCUGGACUAGUGGCACAAGAUAACGAUGGAAAUUUGAUUGAUCCACAGUGCAAAACAAAGGGUACUUCUCCGCUGUGCAGCAAAGGAAAAACACUAAUUAUGCUUAUAGAUUCUGAAGAUUCUGAACCUUUGGAGCAUGAAAAUGGGGAUACAAUGAAGCUAGCCACAUCAGGUGCAGAUUCAGAUACAAGUCUUGUGGCUGUUAAUACCAAUGAAGACCCUAUAAGAGCUCAGAGUGGCAUUGGGAAUGGACCCUCAGUUAUACUAGCUGACGAGAAGGGGAGUUCCCCUGAAAUUGAGUGCGGAACCAAGUCCAUUUCAACAACAUGCAGCGAAAGAAAAACAAGAUCUCAAAUAAUUAUAACUGCUACAGAUCUCUUGGAUUUACAUGAUUCAGAUGAAGAUUUAGGAAGAAAGCAAAGAACAAAUGCCAUUCCUUUAGAUUCUGUCACGCCUGUGGUAGAUUAUCAUAAUCAUAGCAAGACGAACAUUAUCCAAAACUUUUACAGAAAAUAUGAAGCUCCUGGAGGUUUUCGCUGCUUGGAGAAGUGGAGGAAGGAUGUUGUGAACAAUCAAGCAUCUCUUGAUUGCACUGUACCGAUUGAACCUGAAAACCCACAAAAAAAUGACAGCAUGUUGGUUGAUGGUUAUGGUUCAAUUGAACUAAACCCUGUAGAUGAGUACAUUUGUUCCGAGGGCAAUCAUGAAUGUGUCCAACCAAUAUUCACCAUGCCCAUCAAAGAACCAUCAAGUGCUGAUAGAGUAACCAAUUGCGGACACGAUGGGACAGAGAUCGACUAUAGCAUCAAUGAGAAAGAUGGAGGUGCUUCUGUUCUACUUGAAGCAAAAGGGGAAGGAUUGGAACCUAUGGGAAGCAUUGUACAUAGCCUAAGUAACAAUGUCCCGCUGUGUGCGAACCCUGUAGUUCCAGGUAAGGAUGGUGCACCAGGACUAACCCCUAUUGGGUCUGAAGGAAGUUGUGCCUUUAUUGAAUCAAUGUUCACUGGGCCCAUUGAGAAAACCUCAAGUCCUGACGAAAUAUCCAAAUGCAGCAGUAGCACGAAAGAGAUCGAACAUAAUGUCAAUGGAAAAGGAACUACUGUUCAAUUUGAAAUCCAAAUGGAUCAAGUGGAGCCAGUGAGUGUACGCAGCAAAAGUUGCAACAUUGUUCUACGUGCCAACGAAUCAGAACAUCCUUCCUCCAAACAGGAAAGUAGAAUGUCUAGUAACACUGAGGUCCCAGAGCCUUUGUUGCCUAUGAAGGACGAAAUUCUGAAGCUGGAUUAUCAUUCUCCACCAGAGAUCAACUCGCAACUGUGCAUUCCUGAUACCACUCAGAAAUGGCUUGACCUAUCCAAGUCGCUUUCCAGUGCAGUUAGACAGAGAAGGCAUCAUUGGGAUGUUAUAAUGCUGAAGGAUCCCAUGAAGAGAUUAUGGCCUAUUAUUUACCAUGACAGCCCAAUAUUUGUGGGAUUCACGGCGGGCUGGAAACAUUUUGUUGCAGCAAACAACCUCCAGACCGGGGAUGUCUGCGAGCUUAUUAAGGAAUCAGACGAUGAUGAGCCGGUGUACUCUGUCCGGAUGCGUGGUAAAAUUUAA
Molecule: messenger RNA, 2847 nt
Organism: Miscanthus lutarioriparius
Lineage: Eukaryota; Viridiplantae; Streptophyta; Magnoliopsida; Poales; Poaceae
Source: the annotation of a GenBank genome assembly